GCAGAGCGAGCAAGAGAAGAAUUCUCGGCUCCGGCCAUCGAUCUGAUCUGCGCUCUCCGCUUGUUUAUUAAAGCACGCGUUUGUUGUCUUGUGCGGAUGAGGACUGUCAUGGGCGUGGAACAUCUCUCCCUCAGGUACGAGAGUUGAAGAGCAGGAGGAGCAGGAGGUUGCGGAGGCCUGGCACUCUCUCUCUCUCUCUCGGUGUUUCCGAGCGCCGACGACGACGACGACAGAGUCGAGAGGAGGAAGAGAGAGCGACGAUGGCGAAUUGCUCGAGCGAAGAAGGGCCGUGGGCGACUCUGAUCAGCGAGGCGCUGGCGGAGGUUUUCGUGAGGCUGCCGUUCGAGGAGAGGCUGCGGACGGUGCCUUUGGUGUGCAAGGGAUGGCGGAGGGCGUCGUUUGAUCCGGCCUGCUGGCGGAAUGUGGACAUGGAGCCGUGGUUCAAGGCCAAGAGCGAGGUGGAUUACGGGUGGGAGUGGGAGUGCCAGGAGGAGAUGGAGUACCUGGUCAGAUUGGUGGUGGAUCGGAGUCACGGCCAGCUGCGGCAGCUGCGAACCAUGCUCUGCACGAACGACUCGGUGGAGUAUAUCGCCGAGAGGUGUCCGCUCUUGACAGAGCUCUCGAUCGCCGACAGCUUCGAUGUCGUGGACGACGCGGCCAUCAAGCUGGCUCUGAGUUGUCCUCGGCUCGAAAGGCUCGAUUUAAGUGAUUGCUACAAAGUGACGGGAAAGGCUUUAGAGAUGUUCGGCAUCCAUUGCCCAUCUUUGGUUAGUUUCUCGCGGAACAUGCUCAGGAGCCACGAAUUCACCGACGUCGUGCUGCCCAUGGGCGACGAGGAGGCCCUGGUCAUCGCCACGCGUAUGCAGAAGCUCGAGCAUUUGGAACUCAAAAAGUCCUUCUCGCUGACGGAUUUCGGUCUGAUGCACAUUGCCACUCGGUGCAAGAAGCUCGAAUCCUUGAAUCUUGCCUGUUGCAGCGGAGUGUCGCCCAGUGCCCUGGAGAAAGUGACCGCCGUCUGUCCGAACCUCAAGUCUUUCACCAAGCCCAUCAAUCCCCGUAUGCACGUCAAUCAGAAGUUCCUCUGGGUGCUCUUCGACUGAGCACGCUUGUUCUCGUGGGCAGGAUAGAAUCCGGCACACAAGCCUGUACACCUUCAGCAGAGAAGGGAAGCGCAGAAGGCAGGUCCCAGGUCCAGGCUCAGUCCCCCACAGAUCCGAAGGCCAGAGAGCGGGAAGUCGUCGUAGCCAUCGCCCUCACACAGACUCUGGGUGGAGACGAGGAUGAUUGUUGAGUAAACUCUUGUCAGCCGGUCGGAGUGCAUUGUGUCUCUCCAAGACAGAGCGACGGUGCAGUGGACCGACAGACGGGUUACAGUCAAUCGGGCCGAGGUGGCUUUCACAGGGCUGGCGGGGUGAUGAGGUUCAAGAGAUUUUCGGGACGGAAGAGCUUCGACUCGGAUGGGUGUCGAUGAUCGAUUGCAACUUUCGGGCCACCCACCGAAGUCAAACGACAUAGUUUCUGCCACUGAAGCCGGGACAGUGGAGGUUUUAGAAUCACCGAGCAUUGCUUCUGGAGCCUAUCCUGUGCUCAAAGAGGGGCGUAGGGGAGUGUGGUCCCUGUCAAAAGUUCCCAGUCCCACCACGGUAACGAUGGUGGUGGUCUAUUUACUCGACUUAGAGGCUUUGGGGUAUUCAUGUGCAAUCCAUGUUGCGAUAUGUAGCGCAACGUCACGCCCUUCGAAGCCCGUUCUCUGUGUGUACCGCGGAGGUCGUGCUCGUUCUGGUGCCGUGCCUGCUCUAGGAUUUCGAUGACAGAUGCCAAGGCCUGGAUAGGAAACACUGUAUAGAGAAAACGAGGUGGAUCCUCUGUAUCGGAUCGUAGAUUGUUUAAUCAAUCAGCUGCCGAAUCCUUUCACUAUCUUCCACAAUUGCCGACGAUAGUAUCCAUUCAAAUUAAUACCUUGUAAAGUUACCACAUUUUUGGAGAUGCCCCUGUAAAAUAUUUCUAUAAAGAUUCUCAGUUCUC
Molecule: messenger RNA, 2025 nt
Organism: Marchantia polymorpha subsp. ruderalis
Lineage: Eukaryota; Viridiplantae; Streptophyta; Marchantiopsida; Marchantiales; Marchantiaceae
Source: the annotation of a GenBank genome assembly